UGUGGUACGUACAUCCGCUUUGGGUAGCAGAUUCCCAGGCUCAUUUCCCUUAUUCAUUCCCCCAAAAAAUUGCAGCCGGAGCAGCGAGCCUUUCUCCACACUAAACCCCUUUUAACACGUGGAAACUGUGAAGGGGACUGUAGCCAUGCGAGUGAUUGUGUUAUUCGCCGUGACCGUGCUGUCUCUGAGCCCGGCGGCGGUGAGCGGAGGCGAGAAGAAGAAGCUGCAGAUCGGCAUCAAGAAGCGAGUUGACAACUGCCCCAUCAAGUCCCGCAAAGGAGACGUGUUGAAUAUGCACUACACGGGCAAGCUGGAGGACGGCACGGAGUUUGAUAGCAGCAUUCCCCGCGACAGGCCGUUCACCUUCACCCUGGGCACCGGCCAGGUGAUCAAAGGCUGGGACCAGGGUCUGCUGGGCAUGUGCGAGGGCGAGAAGAGGAAGCUGGUCAUCCCCGCCGAGCUGGGCUACGGAGACAGGGGAGCUCCCCCAAAGAUCCCCGGAGGAGCCACGCUCAUCUUCGAAGUGGAGCUGCUCAGCAUCGAGAGGAGGUCCGAGCUUUGAUGAAGAGGGGAUAGCCAAGAAGGCAACAUUCAAAACGUUCCAGAAGCUGCUAGAGGAUUUUGUGGAGAUCAUCUGACCUCUGAUGAAGACUACAUGGAAGAUCUGGGAGCAGAGUUGGGAACCCCCAGCAGAGCCAUUGUCCUCUUGUCACUGGCUUUGCUUAUUGUGCUCUGAUUUAUUGGUCUGAAGGUAUUAUGUGAUACAAGAAGGGAUGUAUGUCCUUGCUUAACAUUAGUAGAACUGACGGUUAGAAGUUAAACCCAGUAUUUGGCAGUGGGUUGAUAAUAAGUGCCGUUUUAUCUCAUAUUUGUUUUUAAUCGUCUGUGAUUUAUAAGCGGGUACAUUCAUAUUUGUACAUUAUUUUCACAAAAUAAUUGUUGUUAACUUAGUCAGAAGUCAGGCAAGGGGCAGAUUGGGAUACAUGUUUUUUUGUUCAGAUCAAAUAUUUGAAUUAUGAUAAUAAAAUGUUUGGGGGAAA
This is a messenger RNA of Centropristis striata (black sea bass), 1040 nucleotides long. It is a transcript of the gene fkbp2, whose product is annotated as FKBP prolyl isomerase 2. Lineage: Eukaryota; Metazoa; Chordata; Actinopteri; Perciformes; Serranidae. Bases 146 to 562 code for a protein of 138 amino acids. The transcript has 2 exons. Gene Ontology annotation, molecular function: peptidyl-prolyl cis-trans isomerase activity. Gene Ontology annotation, biological process: protein peptidyl-prolyl isomerization. The record is from RefSeq and is a predicted model, not a curated record.